UGAAGAGGAAUGGAAGGUUAUUAAAGGAAAGUUUCUAGCCAUCAAUGCAGUAAAUAUGAGCUGUGCCUGUCCACGAAGUCCAAAGGGUCUUUCACCAGCAGCUCACUUGGCAGAUGGUUCAGCUGACCUCAUUCUCGUUCGGAAAUGCUCCAGGCUCAAUUUUCUCCGGUAUCUUGUCAGACAUACAAACCAACAUGAUCAGUUUGACUUCUCCUUUGUAGAUGUUUAUCGAGUGAAGGGCUUUCAGUUUACAUCCAAGCUCUCAGAAGACAAUGAAAGCAGUGUCACAGACAUGGGAAAGAAACGCUUUGGCCAGUUCUGCAGAGACCAUCCAGCCUGUUGCUGUCAUAUUGCUCACAGCACCUGGAAUUGUGAUGGAGAAACUCUGGACAGCUCAGCAAUUGAAGUGAGGGUUCACUGCCAGUUGAUGAAACUUUUUGCAAGAGGAAUUGAAGAAAAUUGUAAAGGUGAAGCUGCCUACAGCCAGAGUAGCGUUGAACAAUUACUAUAGACAUUGUUCCUCCAGUGGGGAGAAGAAACCAUAAAAGCUCAAGGAAAUUGAGUAAACAUGCAUUUUAGUCAAAUUGACAAGUAUUUUAAAAUUUUAGAUUUUUUUUUUUUUUUCUGAUGGCUUCAGUAUAAUUU
Merops nubicus (carmine bee-eater) is the source of this 645-nucleotide messenger RNA. RefSeq names its product ceramide kinase (gene CERK). Lineage: Eukaryota; Metazoa; Chordata; Aves; Coraciiformes; Meropidae. The transcript is spliced from 3 exons. Bases 56 to 511 code for a protein of 151 amino acids. The record is from RefSeq and is a predicted model, not a curated record.